UAAUAACUAACAAAACUAUGUACAUGUAGUAAUUGCAGGUUUCAGGUAUCAUUAUUGGUUCACGUAAUCGUUUAGACUCCAAAUGGUCACUAUUGGUAAGUCUACUUGCCAUAAGCCUUCGGAAGUUGGAGAAAGGAAAAAGUGGUAAAGUGUGCAUGCGAAUGUGAUAAUCUUUCAUCCACUCGAUCGGUCUUAUAAUGUCAAGAGACAUGUGUCUAGUGGUUUAGAGAGACUCAUCAUAAAUAUACUAACCUUUUAUUUGCCUUAUUGCCUAUUGGACAGUAAUAAGGAAUAAGGAACGGUUUUACCCUAAUGCUACGUUUACUUAAAAGGAAUGGGAAUGAAUGGUAUGGUAUUGAGAAUGAAUGGUAUGGUAUUGAUUCCCAUACCAUUGUUUACAAAAUUUUGGAAAGGGAGAAACUAGGACUUUCACAAAUUAGGGAGAAAACAAAGGGAAAGGUUCUCCCCCAUUUUUAUAGAGAAUGUUUUUUCCUUUCCUUACUUAAUUUAUUUUAAUUUUAAUUUUAAUUUUAUUAAUUAAAAAUGAAAAAGACAAAUAUAUCCCUUAAAAAUCUAUAAACAGAAAAUAAUUACAUGUUCUAAUAAUGACAAUUUUGUCAAAUUAAAGCAUUCCGAUUACCUUUCCUAGUUAUGUAAACAAAAUAAUAUGAUUCUGGUUUUUUUUCCGGAUAGUUUAGUAAACAUCAUAAUAAUAUUUUUCCUGCGAUUAGUUAGUGAUUAUAUGAGACACGAUACACUUAAUUAAUUAGUGAUUGAUAUGGAGCACUAAGCACUACAAAAAAUAGCUACUUUUAGUGACAACUUUUUAGUCACAACAUAAAUUUUAUGUGACUAAAUAUGAUUUUAAUUUAGUCACAACAAAAUAUUACUUAGUCACAACAAAAUAUUACUUGUGACUAAAACAUAACAUUUAGUUAUAAGUUGUCACUAAUUUUAGUUUUAGUCACAACUAAAAACAUAUUUAGUCACAACAAAUUAUAAUUUUUGUGACUAAUACAUUUAACCACGAACCUUUUAGUCACAACAUAAGAAUGAUGUUUUAUAAUUAGUCACAAUUUUUUUUUUUACUUUUAGUCACAAAUUUUGUUGUGACUAAAAGCAAAAAAUUUUGUAGUAAAAGUAUCUAACACUAUUAUGAGGUGGCACCUUAUAAUUGAUUAUUGAUUUUUCAUAAUCUUUAUUAAAGUAAAAUAAGUGAGAUUCGAUAUUAAAUUAUACAAAUAACGAUACUAUACCUCACAAAUAGUGUUAGACACGAGUGUCCUUUAACAAUUCUUAAUAGUAAAUUGGAAGGAUCUCUAAUGACAUUUCUUUUAGAAGUUUUUGCACCAGGGAACCUAAUUUUGCACUUAUUUACGGAUUUGGCCUCGCUUUAAAUAAUACGGUUUUAUACCGUUUUUUUUUCAAAUUUUUUAUGCCACGUAUACCGUUUAUUGUGUUAUUGGUUUUGUCCAUAUCUGAUACGUGUAUUACACGUUUAUAGGGAUAUAGCUAGAUUUGCCUUUUUCAGUUAGUCCCAAUCAGUCACGAUCAUUUCCUUCUUUUUCUUUAAUCUUCUCUCUCUCUCAUUGUUCAGUUUCAAAACUUUUUUUGCUUAACCAGUCACGAUCUUAGACGGUUUAUUUCCUCAAGGUUCUAUAUAUUUUGAAUUGAUCAAGUAAGAUUUCUUUAUGUUUAUGCAUUUCUUUUUUAUUUUUUUUUCUGUUCUUCUUCUUUAAGUUUUUCGAAAUAGAACUGAUUUUUAGGGUUUGUUUUUGUGAUCUGUAAGAGUUUGAAUGUGGUGGUAUGGCUAUUACUAGAAGUUCGAUUUCUCCAUCACCGUCUGGUUCGAAAAGAAAAGAUGUUGGUGAUGAGGAAGGCAAUGUGAGGAAAAUGUCUUUGGGUGAUGAUAAGAGUGAUGAUUCUGUUAGCAGGGAUGUUGUGAAUGAGAGGAGGAGUAAGAAGAGUAACGAUCCUGUGUCUAAGGAUGUUGUGAAUGAGAAGAGUAAGAAAAUUAACGAGAAGGUUGCUGAGAGUGUGAAGAAGAGUUCAGUGAGUUCUUUGGCGAAGAAAAAGAGUCGUGUGCCUGAUAUUGUUCCUGAUGAUCGUAAAUCGAAGAAGUUAAAGUUGAAGAGUGUGGCAGAGGUUGAUGAAGGAGAUCUAGAUUCUGAGGAUGAAAGUAGUAUUGCUAUUCCUUCGAAAGCCAAGUUGUGGGAAUUUUACUUGAAGCCAGAGGAAAGAUUUUGUGGUAAAAUCAUUUUCUGGGCUCAUAAUGAUGAUGUUUUAGUAGAUAUUAGAGCAAAAUUGACUGAGAAGCAGCGUGCUAUGUUUGUUGCAACUUGUUUUGGGCAUUUAUUGGAUAUUCAGUCUUAUAAGUUGCAGCAUCAGAUUUUUCACACUGCAUUGAAUAGGGAAGUCCAUCAACCAAAUUCGAAAGAGAUGUGGUUUGAUUUUGGUCAUGAUAGGGUUCGUUUUGGUUUAGGGGAGUUUGCUGUUAUUAGUGGUCUGUUGUGUAAGGGUGAUAUUGAUAUGAUGAAGUAUGUUGGGAAGGGAGACGUGUUUGUAGAUAAGUACUUUAGUGAUAUGACGGUGACUCAUGGAGCCGUUAAGCAGCGUUUUCUGAGUAGUACUUUUAAAGAUGAUGACUUUGCAGUUAGGAUGGCAGUGUUGUAUUUGGUUACUAACUACUUGUUAAGCAAACCUCCAGAUAAACAUGUUAGUAUUGAGUUGUUACAUUUGGUAGGUUCGGGUGAGUUUGAUAGUUUCCCAUGGGGCAAGGUUGUUUAUGAUACUACAUUGUACUAUUUGAGGCUUGGUUUGAAAGGUAAGAAGGGUGCUAAAUUGAAAGCUCUUGCUAAGGCAAAAGGAAUUGAUAAGAAGGGGAGUGAUUCAAAUUGUAAAACUUACAAAUUGGCUGGGUUUCCUUUCAUCUUCCAAGUUUGGUUGUAUGAGGUUAUUCCUCUUUUUAGAAGUCAAAACAUUUGUACUUUUGACCCUUCUUCAACAUAUAGGGUGUGUAUGUGGUCCAGUGCGAAAGAAGUUACUUCAAGUGAGGUAGAGAGGAAAAUCUACUUGUCAUCUAAGCUUUCAGUUACUCCUGUGUUUCCUUCUGCUGAGGAGAAUGAGAAAUUUGAUCUUACUGGAUUUAAUUUUUCUUAUUUUUCAUUGUCUGAUGAUGAUUUUGAGAGUGUGAAAGUACCUAAGAGGCAGUUAGACAAGGGUGAGUCUUCAGGUGUUAAGGAAAAAGUUACUGUUGGGGGUCCUAUGUUUGAUGAUGUUAAACAUUAUGUGAUGCGUAUUAUCAAUAAGCAAUCUGAGAUUGGGAGUUCUUUGAAGGAGCUGAGGAAGGAUAUUGAUGAUAAGUUUGUUCAUUUUGAGAGUAAAAUGAAGGCUCACAUUGAUUCUAAAAUUGAAGAGGGUUUGGUUUUGUAUUUGGAUAAGAAGUUUUCAGAUUUAAAUGAUGUGUUGGAGGGCUUGAAAGAUUGUGUUAAUAGUCAGAGGUAUGAUGAUCAAAAUGGUGGUGAUGGGAGUGAUGAUAGUGGUGGUGCGGAUGAUGAUGGAAGUGAUGGCGGUGAUGGCGGUGAUGGUGGUGAUGACAGUGGUGAUGGUGGUGACGGGGACGAUGAUAAUUCUGAUUCUGGGAAACUUGAUGAUAUUGAUGUGGAAAAUGAGGAUGAUGGUGAGGGUAAUGGUGCAGCUGUUGAUGAUUUGGGUGGUGUUAAAGAUGAUGGUGCUGAAGUUUAUAAGGAAAUAAGACAAAUAUCAGAUGCUGUUGUUAAUGAAGUUGUCGUUCAGGCUGGUGAUCAACAUGCUGAGGAUUGCAUGGAUAAGGUUGGUAAUGAUCGUCCAAGUUUUGAUAUUAUGGGUUCCUUGUUGGCCCAGUCUGAAAAUGUUGUAGAUUUGUUGGAAGAUAAAAAAAUUGUUGGGGAUGACAAUGUUAUAGAAGCAUCUAAAAGGGAUAGUGAGAGCACUGACGAUGGUAUUACAUCUGCUGAGAUGUUAAUUAUAUCAGAGAAAGUGGAUGCUGUUUGUCAUGAUUAUGAGUUGAAGAAGAGUAUGGAAAAAUCCAAAGUUAUUGAUUUGGGUAGUGCUGGUACCCCAAGGGAUUUGGAAGGUGUUAUUAGAAUUGACUUUGGUGAUUCGUCCGGAAAAUCUGAUAAGAUUGGUGAAACAAAGUAUUUGAAAGGUCUACACCCUUUCAAUUCUGAGUUGCUAGAUCCACCGCAUUGUCUUCAACAAGAUUCAUUUGAUGAGUGGUUUCUUGAUGGCUUUAAUGACCAGAAUAAGAAGAAGAAGUUUGUUAGGGGAAAGAACAUGUUGGAUUCACCUUUGGAUUUCUCAAUUGAUUCUGUUAGUGAUAAAUGGUGGUUUUAUGAUCUAUUGACGCCUGGGAGAUGUUUGUCUGACUCUCAUUUGGAUGUUAUAUUUUACUACUUGAGAAAGAAACUGAAGUAUGAUCCUCGGGUUACUGUUUCUGCAACUACGACAGAUUUUAAUUUUUACAACAAGGUGGUUGAGUUGUAUGAUAACUUUGUGAAGUCUAAGAAAAAUAUUGAUUCUGUGCCUAAGAGUAAUAUGGUAAUUGAGUAUAUGGAGGGGUAUUGUAUGUAUGCUAAUACUCGGUGGUUGUUUGUUGAUUAUGUUUUGAUAUAUGUUCAUGUCAAAGAUGAUCAACAUUGGGUUUUAGUUGUUUUUGAUAUAAAGAAUAGGUGUCUCAAUGUCUAUAAUUCAAUGUGGUCGAAAAGAGAUGGUGACAAGACGACAGGAUUGUAUAUCAGGCCUCUUGCUGUUAUGUUGCCAAUAUGUUUGCAUUUGAUGGACUUUUAUAGUCGAAGGGAGGAUAUUGACCGGAGCAAAGGUUGGUUUAGAGGGAAGAAAGACAGUGACAAGCUUGAUGUGUUUACUGUGACUAAUCUGCCUCAGCAAUUGGAUAAUGACUGUGGGUUGUUUGUUGCUAAGUAUGCUGAGUUUUUUAUCCACGGUGCGAUUGAUUUACUUCCAAAUCCAUUAGAUGUGAAGUUCUUUAGAAACAAGCUUGCUGUGGAUCUGUAUGUUCAUGCUAAGAAGAAGGAGAUCAAUGGGUACGAGUCUGAAUCUGAGUUUCCAGGGAGGAUUGGAAGAAGUGGACAGAAAUGAAGGCUUAGGUUUAGAAGUGGACAGAUUGGAAAAUGCAUAGUAACUUUUUUGGAUUGUUUGUAAAUAGUUACAAUAUA
Messenger RNA from Cannabis sativa, 5213 nucleotides. RefSeq lists its product as uncharacterized. The transcript has 11 exons. Gene Ontology annotation, biological process: proteolysis. The coding region runs from base 1807 to 5136 and encodes 1109 amino acids. Gene Ontology annotation, molecular function: cysteine-type peptidase activity. Lineage: Eukaryota; Viridiplantae; Streptophyta; Magnoliopsida; Rosales; Cannabaceae. The record is from RefSeq and is a predicted model, not a curated record.